AUGUUAACCCUUUCCAUACUGGGGGAACAACAAUCAGGAGACUUGGCCGCGCCGGAACACCCAGGCAACUUAUCAUCUGAGGACACUGAUACUGAACUCCAUGACUUCACUGAGCCUAGCUUACAAUUUCAGAAAGCCCUGAACUAUGUUAAAAAUGUGCAUCAACUCACUCACCUUGGUUCAAAGAAACUGCAGGCAUUCCUGAAGGACCAGAAACAGAGCUUUCCAUUGACUGACUCGCAGCGAAAAGAAAUAGCUGAGCGGGUAACAAAAACCUGUCGAGUUUGCCAAUUAGUUAAUGCUUAUCCAUCCAAGCUUCCUGCAGGAAAGCGCCUACGGGGAACCAGACCAGGACAAUUCUGGGAAGUGGACUUUACUGAAAUUAAGCCAGCAAGGUAUGGACUUAAAUAUCUCCUAGUCUUUGUAGAUACUUUUUCAGGAUGGGUCGAAGCCUUCCCCACGAAGAAAGAAACGGCUCAGGUGGUGGUCAAAAAGAUCCUAGAAGAAAUUUUUCCAAGGUACGGCCUGCCUAAGGUAAUAGGGUCCGACAAUAGACCGGCGUUCGUGGCCCAGUUUUCGGUGGACACAACAUCUUUAUUUUAUUUGUAUGUGGUGCUGAGGAUCGAACCCAGCGCCGCAUGGAUGCCAGGCGAGCGCGCUACCGCUUGAACCACAUCCCCAGCCCUGUAUGCAGUCUUGAUGGGAUGCAAUGCCACAGUGAAAGCUGAAGGAGCCAGACACACCAUUCCCUUCUCUGGUACAGUUGGUAUAUGAGCACAUGACCCAUGCUUUGGAUAAUCGGGCGUUUUUCCUGGUAUUUUGAAGCUUGAUCUAGUAUCCCAGGGUAUUCACAGCACUGCUGACAAGGUUUUUGUCUUCCUGUGUGUAAGAAUAGCUUUAACCUAAGAAGGCCUUAGCCUAAGUAACUCCAUUUUAAAAUAAAACUGCAGUCCCCACCAGGCAAGCUAUGGAGCCCUCCAAUAUGGUCACCAAGCACAGCUUGAUAAAAUAAGUCAUUUUCCACAACCCUGAUAAAACUCAGAAUGAAGUCACUGCCUUCACUCUUAUAAAGUUAGAGGUGAAAGAUCAGGCAGAAACUACUAGACCAGAUGUCCUGACCAUGGAAUGAAAGAUGUCACUGAGAAACCUGGUAACAGCUGAUGGGGAUUGAAAAGGCAAGUAGAAGCCCCCAAAUCUAGCAUACAUGAUGGAGCAAAUGUACAGACAUUCAGCCAGCCGACACUGAUGCCCACACGUGGAGAGCCUGAUGAGGACCUGGACUGAUAUACCAACUCUUCUCAUCAUCUGCCUGAUCCUCUGCAUCAUCCUCACCAUUCUCAAACUACAGCCACAUCUUGACCCUGGUAAGAACAGCACUUCUCCCUAUGACCUUCUCCUCAGCUGGAUGUCACCUUCACCCCAGGAGAAGCCUCCAUCAGUUCCUGACCUGGUCACUGCAGACUAAGGGAGUGUGCAUCUGCUGGACUUAAGGCCUAAGACUUGAGAUUUUAGAUCUGGCAGUUGAGCAGAGCAUGCAGAGGGAAUGUCUGUAAUAAGUCUGUCAUGAUUAAGUGUGUUUGCAGUGCUUAGAGUUGACUUACAAUUGUUUUCUUUGAAUUGACUAUGUCUAUUGCAGUUCCCAGCAUUAGGAUUGUCAGUUUCUUCAUUAAGAACCUAUAGAGGGGCUGGGGAUGUAGCUCAGUUGGUAAAGCGCUUGCCUUGCAUGAACAAGGCCCUAAGUUCAAUCCCAGCACCACAAAAACAAACAAACAAACAAACAAACCUAUAGAGUAGAAUUGUAUUGAGUGAUUUUUUUUUUCCAAUAAAGCAUUGGAAAGGGCAGAA
Molecule: messenger RNA, 1845 nt
Organism: Marmota monax (woodchuck)
Lineage: Eukaryota; Metazoa; Chordata; Mammalia; Rodentia; Sciuridae
Exons: 2
Coding region: 1-669 (222 amino acids)
Biological process (GO): DNA integration
Molecular function (GO): RNA stem-loop binding
Source: RefSeq, a predicted model, not a curated record